UUAGGUCGUCAAGGUGAAGCUUGGCAAGCUCCGGUGCAUAGACGACAAAUGGCGGCUCAGGCCAUCUCGCCGCAUGACAAGUGUUCAACAAAUGCAGAAACCAAAAGUAAGUUUUACUCCCCUAUAUGUAGGGAUAGGGGAUCGGUUAGGUCCGGCCAAAACUUAGUGGAGUAAAUAUACUCCAUUAAGGCUGGCCCCAAUGCAGAGAACUUCAGCAAGAACUUCGGGUCCAACUCAGUAAAAAUUCCUUCGUGGCAUUGAUUAAAUGAAGAGAGAGAGCUUUGGAGAAACUUAGCUAGUUCCGGUAACAUAGCGCUGCAUAUGAGAAAAAAUUAAUGCUAAUCGAUCCUGUGUGCGGCGGCCGGACGCAUCGCGAAGCAACCAAGAAAAUCCCCACCCGUGUGACUUUCUCUUCCUCCACGCCUGGGCCUCAUCCUUCUCCCUCCCUGCCGCCUUGGAGCUCCGGCGCCCCGCACUCCGUCUUGCCGGCCGGCGGCGGCUCUGGCAGGCGGCGCAAAGCCACCAGAUUCAUGGCCAAGUCCGGUGCCCGUAAGGACGCCGCGCAAGUCCGGCCAUCGGCCACCUCGCCGCCGCCGCAGCACUCCCCCGGCGCCACAGCAAGCUCGUUCGCCAGCCGCUCUCCACAGCUUCUCUUCUACCCCGGCGCCCCGACAAGAUCCUCGGCCAGCCCCUCGACACCGCCACACCUGUACCCGCCUCUCAUGGAAUCCUCCUCAGCCAACCCUACAUGGAGGCCGAUGUAUACCUCUGCACCUGAAGGCCUGCUAAGUUUUGGACAAUUACCGCCCAUGAAUCCUUACAAUUUUCAACCUCAGCCAAUGCACCAUCAUGAACAAGGAUACCAAAAUAUGGAGAAUUUGCACUUUGUUGGUGCUUCCCCACAUGAUCCCUUUUCAACACCACCGCCACCACCGCACUCUAAUGUUUCAUCUCAGUCUGCUCCCACCAAAGUUGAUUCAAAGAAAAAGAAAAGGAAGGUCAAGAGUGUAGAUGCCGACGAAUCGGGAGCAAGGACCGCAUAUCGUCUGCCCUAUACACCCGAGGAACAUGAGAGACUGGCAGGUGCUUGGCUGGAGUGUUCACUCAAUCCCAUUGAUGGGAACGGAAAGAAGUCUGAGCAGUUUUGGGAUGACAUUGCUGCUCUAUACAAUACUGCCACACCAAGUAACCGCAAAAGAGAUCGGAAUCAGCUCAAGACGGAAUGGCAAAGGACCAAGAAAAGGCUCGCCGCUUUCCACGGUGAGUGGAUUGCCGUUAUGGGAGUGUAUCAUAGUGGUCACAAUAGUCAUGACCUGCAAAAAAUGGCGUUGGAGAAGUAUGAACGGAACCAUCACCAGCCUUUCCAACAUUUAACUAUGUGGGAAAAAAUCAAGGAUGAUUUAAAAUGGUUAGCCUCUUAUAAAAACAUGAUGGCAAAAAAAGGAAACAUGACAGAGACCGAUCUCCCAUCAAAUAUGAUCAACUUGGAGGCCGAAGAGCGCCCAAAAGCUGGUCGUGAUAAGGCUAAGGCUGAACGUGCUGGUAAAGGAAAGUCGGGAGGGAUCUCGCAAGAGCUUGGAGAAAGGCUAGACAAGUUCAUCGAGGUUAACAAUCGAUCGAAGGAGGAGCGCCAAAAGGUGAUAGACAGCCAGGUUCUUUUAUCAAAUCAACAGCUUGAAACCGCAAAGAUCAACAGCUUGAAGCAUAUUAGAAAUUGGCUCGGUCAGUUUGUUGUGUAAACCUGAUGGAUCGUUUAUCACUUUUGUUGUCCGGUCAGUUUAUUGUGUGCACCGAUCAGCUACUCUAAAAUUGAUGUGAACGUGAUGGUUUGCUGUUAGCUUUUGGACUGAUCAGCUACUACUAUUGUCAGUUACCUUUUAUGAAUCAUCGGUGAAGCUACUCUAAUUGAUGGACCGAUCA
Molecule: messenger RNA, 1920 nt
Organism: Triticum dicoccoides
Lineage: Eukaryota; Viridiplantae; Streptophyta; Magnoliopsida; Poales; Poaceae
Exons: 3
Coding region: 336-1739 (467 amino acids)
Source: RefSeq, a predicted model, not a curated record